AUGGUCGAGGCUUUAGGACUUCCAACCCGCGAACACCUCCGACCAUAUCGUUUGCAAUGGCUAAACAAUUGUGGAGACAUCCGAGUGUCUCAACAGGCUAGCCAAUUUGAUAGGAGCACUAGCCAUGAUGGUCGUACCAACAUGUACACUUUCCUUCAUAAAGGGAAGAAGAUCACACUUGCACCACUCACACCUAAGCAAGUGUAUGAGGACCAAAUGAAAAUUCAGCAAGAAUGUGAGAAAGUUGAUGAGAGGAAAAAAAUUGAAAAACAUGAAAGAAAAGAAAGGAAACGAUCCGUGCAAAAUGAGAGGGAAAAGGCAACAAAUGGGAUGGAUCAUGAGGAGUAUGAAGAUGUUUUUCCAGAUGACGUGCCAAGUGGAUUGCCACCCGUAAGGGGAAUUGGCAUUGGAGCAGUGUUGAUUCAGGGCGGACGACCAGUGGCUUACUUUAGUGAGAAACUAAAUGGAGCAAUGUUGAACUAUAGCACCUAUGACAAGGAGCUAUAUGCUUUAAUUCGAGCACUCCAAGUGUGGCAACACUACCUCCGACCCAAGGAGUUCGUCAUCCACACUGACCACGAGUCGCUCAAGUUUCUCAAAUCUCAAAACAAGCUGAGUAAGAGGCAUGUGCGAUGGAUCUCAUUCAUAGAGCUUUUUAGUAUGUUAUUAAGUACAAAACCGGAUCUAUACUCAACUGAUGAUGAUUUUGAGUUAGUGUUUGAAGCAUGCAAGCAAAAGGCCCAAGAGAAGUUCUUCAUAGCCGAUGGGUUCCUUUACUACUUGGACCGAUUAUGCAUUCCCAAAUGCUCAAUUCGUCAAUUACUAGUUAAAGAAUCUCAUAGUGGAGGAUUAAUGGGGCACUUUGGGAUAGCUAAAACUCUCUCAAUCUUGCAGGAACAUUUAUACUGGCCCAACAUGAGGAGGGAUGUCGAGAGAGAGGUUGCACGAUGCAUUCAAUGCCUUCGCGCCAAAUCCAAGGUAAAUCCUCAUGGUCUCUACAUGCCUUUGCCUAUACCUAGCGAGCCAUGGGUUGAUAUUUCUAUGGAUUUCAUUCUUGGUUUACCUAGGACAAAAAGAGGACAUGACUCCAUCUUUGUUGCAGUGGAUAGGUUCUCAAAAAUGGCACACUUUAUUGCAUGUCACAAAACUGAUAAUGCACCCUACAUUGCUGACCUAUUCUUUAAGGAAGUAGUCCGCUUGCAUGUGAACAUACUAGCCGCCAAGGCAGUACGACACCUUCAUGAAAAGGCGCGGGUAAACAUUGAAAGGCGCACGGAGCAAUUUGCCAGACAUGCAAACAAAGGGCGUAGGCAACUACUCUUCGAACCUAGAGACUGGGUUUGGCUCCACAUGCGCAAGGAACGCUUCCCUGAGAAACGACGAAGCAAGUUGAUGCCUCGUGGUGAUGGACCUUUUCAAAUUCUUGCCAAAGUCAACGACAACGCCUACCAACUUGACCUUCCAGGUGAGUAUGGUGUUAGCUCUACCUUCAAUGUCGCUGACUUACUUCCGUUUGAUGUAGGUGACGACUUCGAUUUGAGGACAAAUCCUUCUCAAGAGGAGGGGAAUGAUGAGGAACCACCAAGAACUCAUGUUGUCACUUCACAGGGCUCGAGUAAGGAUGACCUACGUGCACCAUCGAUAAACCUUGGACCGAUGACUCGAGCAAGGACAAGAAAGAUGCGUGAGAACCUCCAAACAUUUCUCCAAAUUGUUCAUACACGCGUUGGAAAGAUUCAAGAGGAUAAUCACACAAUGGUGAGCCUACUCCAAGUCCUUGGCGAAGCCACGGUUGACUAA
This is a messenger RNA of Coffea eugenioides, 1800 nucleotides long. RefSeq lists its product as uncharacterized. The transcript is spliced from 6 exons. The coding region runs from base 1 to 1800 and encodes 599 amino acids. Gene Ontology annotation, molecular function: nucleic acid binding. The record is from RefSeq and is a predicted model, not a curated record. Lineage: Eukaryota; Viridiplantae; Streptophyta; Magnoliopsida; Gentianales; Rubiaceae.